AUGGAAUCAUCCACUGAUCGAGAUAAGAUUAGGAAUGAGAUCGAUUCUCUUUCGAGUACGUUGGAUACUGUCAGGGUGCUACAGGAUGCAAUGUUGGAAGACAACAGGAGGAACUUGGAUAGUCUCCUCUCGGCGCAACAGGCAUUGGAUCGGGAGUUGUCGGAUUUCAGGGCGCUGCAGAAGGCACGGAAUGAAGCUAUGCAGUCCUUUGAAGAGGCUCUCCCAAAACAAAUGGUUGCUACUUUGGGCCCGAACGGGAAGGUUCAGCUCACCGACGAGUUCCAGGACAGUCUCCAGGAUGUAUUCUCGAAGAUAUUCCCCAAGCAUUUCAAUGAUGCGAUCGCAAAGACAGGACCUAGUGGAAUUGGGAAGAUACCAAGCUGGGAGGCGUUCAUGAAGGGGAAUGAAGACAAGCUAAAGGAUUUGAUCCAAAAGCAUGCUUCUGCGGGAGAUGGUGUAGGGAAGAAUGGGAAACCGGGUGGUGUGGUUCUAAGCAAGGCUUUUGUGAUGGCCAUGAUCCAGGAAGAGGCGGAGAAGUACCACAAGAAAUGGGAGGUGGAGACCUUCUUGCCAGAUUUCGAGUCAAAAUUCGAGAGCCAAUUGGAGGAGCUCCAACGACGAAUCCGGAGAGAAAACACGGAACAUUUUAGCUCGGCAUCGUCCUCCAUCCUCGCUGCAGCAAGUGCCAUAGCCUCCGGAACCGCAAACAGGGCGGCCAGAAACAUGGCGCAAGAGUUUGCCGACUCGCGCGGGGGCCGGGGCACCAGUGGGCGCAUCUCGCAGGGCGGCAAGGAGCGCUGGACUACCCUGCCAGACUACGCAUCCAUCAUAACUGGGGCCUCGAUCUGGCCAUACAUCACAUCCCCCUCGUACGACUGGACGGGCGGCAGGGGCUACCACCACUUCGUCUGGCGCCUCUUUGGCCGGGGUGCGCGGAUUUCGCCGCCACCAGCACUGGCCAUAACCCCGUCCACAGAAGUGGGUGAGUGCUGGCCCUUCCCCGAGCGCUCGGGGGACAUUGGCAUUAAGCUUGCCAAGCCGAUCUACGUCUCGCACGUCACAAUCGACCACGUGCCCAAGCAGCAAGCCAUCGAGAUCUCGUCCGCGCCGAAGAAUAUCGAAUUCUGGAUCCGCGUGCCCGCGGAGCGCAAGGAGGAGCUGCAGAAGGCGGUAGGCAAGCCCGCCAGCGAGUGGUUCCGCCAGGACAGCGACACGCAAAAAAUACAACAGCAGCAGCUGCAGAUGUCGGGUAACAACGGCGGAGAGUGGGUGCGUGUGCACGAAUUUAUGUACGACAUUCACACCGCUGGAUCACCGGUCCAGACAUUUGAACUGCCCGUCGACCUCACCAGGCUCAACGUCACCAGCCACUUCGUUGCAUUUAGGAUCGUGGAUAAUUGGGGGCAUCCUAAUUUCACGUGUUUGUAUCGUGUUCGGGUGCAUGGGUAUCCGCCGAAGAGGGAUUUGCCGAUCGGGGAUGGAGAGAGGGCGGAGGGGUUAUAGUAGUGGUGGUGAAGUAAAUAGUAAAACGAUAGCUUUGGAGGUUUCUUUGCUUUGCUUUGCUUGCUUAUAGUAUCAAUCCGUAUCAUAACCUUUUUUCUCCUUGAAUUGAAUUGUUGGUGUGAGCUUUAUUGUUUCUUCAUUGAGGGUUUCUGUUCUAUCCGUUUGUCGGUUUUUUUGUUUGUUUGGGUCCGGGGAGUCAUGUCUUGUCUAUUUCUUUUUAUCUUUUCUAUUUCAUUUUUAUUCAAAGCCUCGGUCUGGUUCAGCCCGGUCCGUUAUGGACAAAGUGCGGUGGAGCGAUGUGAGGAUAUAUGAUACCUCUAUUGCCAUGAGAUGGGGGGGGGAAGGCCACCUGAGUAUGGUAGGGCAGGGUAGGGUAAGAAAUUGUUACUGUUUAUAUCAAGGUUCUCUUUUUGUUGCUGUCGGUGCUCCAGGUAUUGAUAGGCGUAUAUGGCUUAACCUGACCGGUAUAAUACUGUAUAACUUGUAUACUUGCUUUUUUUGUAUUUUUUUUUCAAUUUCCUUUCAGCUUUUCUCGCUCUUACCCACCC
Molecule: messenger RNA, 2051 nt
Organism: Tuber melanosporum (Perigord truffle)
Lineage: Eukaryota; Fungi; Ascomycota; Pezizomycetes; Pezizales; Tuberaceae
Exons: 1
Coding region: 1-1503 (500 amino acids)
Biological process (GO): nuclear envelope organization
Cellular component (GO): nuclear envelope; meiotic nuclear membrane microtubule tethering complex
Molecular function (GO): protein-membrane adaptor activity
Source: RefSeq, a predicted model, not a curated record